AUGCGGCCCAACACUGCUGGCCCGGGCGACAUGGACGCCGACAGGACAUCUGUCGAGGAACUCCACACAAGUACGGGAGUCGCCGAUCGGAAAAGUCUUCUAGACGACUUCACAAAAGCAACCGCAGACUACCAUCUCUGUCCGAAUCGUGUACGGGCCGUCGCCAAAGACGACCUCCCUAGACUCCUCCCCAACCGCAAACUUAACUUCAGGAUGCCCUCCACCACUACUGAUGCAGGAGUUGACGACGCCAAUGAUCACAGCUCCCGCACUUUUGAAUUCUGCGAGCAGUCUCAGCGGGACUUUACCGCGGUGCAACAGCGUCACGAGUGUCCGGACAAGGAAGGCUGCAAGCUGCUCGCUGGCCGCUUCAGCAGGGACCUUCUCGACCAUGCCGCCAUGGGCCGGCUUUCUACCGUCUGGGCUCUCGAUGGGGUCACCAUGCUCCAAGCUGCGCGACCGUACAUGGCCAUAAGCCACCACAUGCAGCUUCAGGAUCCGCGGGCGCUGUUGUCGCUAGCCGUAGAGUGCGGCCACGCGGCUGCUGUCGAGUUGCUACUCGACGGUGGUGGUGCCAGCGCAGUGCAUGACCAGAGGCAGCUGCAUCUGGCCGCCAGGCUUAGCAAGGACAAGAUUACCAGGGUUCUGCUUUCCAAGGGCGCUUACUGUGACGGCCUGGUUGACGGAUGCUCACCGCUAAGCGUGGCUGCCGAGGCCGGACAGGUUACAUUGGUCAAGCUUCUUCUGGAUCACGGCGCGGGCAUCGACUUGCCGGCCGAGGACUAUUUUCAGAAAAACGCCACUGGCAUGCGCUGCUGCCAAUGGGAAGCUCGCAGCCGCGGAAAUCUUGCUCCAGAGAAAGGCUGCCAUUGA
Cordyceps fumosorosea ARSEF 2679 is the source of this 873-nucleotide messenger RNA. Its product is annotated as Ankyrin repeat-containing domain protein. The transcript has 2 exons. Bases 1 to 873 code for a protein of 290 amino acids. The record is from RefSeq and is a predicted model, not a curated record. Gene Ontology annotation, molecular function: protein binding. NCBI's taxonomy places the organism in Eukaryota, Fungi, Ascomycota, Sordariomycetes, Hypocreales, Cordycipitaceae.